This is a messenger RNA of Pelobates fuscus (common spadefoot toad), 5238 nucleotides long. RefSeq names its product ATPase family AAA domain containing 5 (gene ATAD5). The record is from RefSeq and is a predicted model, not a curated record. The transcript is spliced from 23 exons. Gene Ontology annotation, molecular function: DNA binding; ATP binding; DNA clamp unloader activity. Gene Ontology annotation, cellular component: nucleus. Bases 1 to 5094 code for a protein of 1697 amino acids. Lineage: Eukaryota; Metazoa; Chordata; Amphibia; Anura; Pelobatidae.
AUGGCGGGAAUACUCACAGUAUCUCCCUCUGUAGCCGAAUAUAGUGUCCCGCCGUGUAAGAAAAUGAGGAAGGACGAUGAUCAUCCAAUAAAAACGAUAACAAAUUACUUCUCACCCGUGUCGAAAAUUCCUGAGAAGGUACUUUCAUCACCGAGGUCCAGCAACAUUGCGGACUAUUUUAAAAAGUGUUCUCCAACUACUAAAACCUCAAGCCCCAAUCAGGACAGCAGUCAGAAGAAUGUUACAAAUAACCAAACACCACCUACUUCAAAGGAACCUGGGAAGCUUAGGAAACGGGGGAAACGGACUAGUUUAAGUAAGAAGCUUAACGAUGUAAAGCCAGAAAAUGAAUCUGGCGCAGUGGAUGCAACUGAGACCGUUUGCACUGGAACUGGUUUUAUGGGGAGUGAUACCGCGGCUUUACUGGCUGAAAUAUGUAGUAACAAAGAUGAAUUUGAUGAAAAAAGCAAAUUGGAUAUUUCUACAAAUACAAAAUCUCCAGCUGCUAGUGAAACACGGGUUUCUUCGAAGUCUAGGAAAAGGAAGACUGAUAACUCUAUGAAAUCAAGUAACUUUCAGGCAGUACAACCUGAUGUUAGUGUGUCGGAAGACUCUUCCGUACCCAUUGGGAAUUCUUUGCAAACUGACAAUACUUCAAUAGAUUUGAGUCUUGAAGUUAAUACAAGAGAGAACUCGCAUAACACGAGCAGCACAGUAACUGUUUCAUUUGAGGAUUUCUUAAAAAGUCACGAAGAGGCAACCCAAGAUGUCACAUCUGAUUCCAAACGCAUUGAGACUGAUGAUAGCACAGGUAAUUCUGCAGCAUCUGAAAACCGUGAGUCUGCUCCUAACACUAUGACAGUCCAUGCGCAGAUUCAUCUCACACCUCCAUUGCAGAGUCCUAGUACGAAAAAAAAAAAAUCCAAGAAGAUUGCGGCAAUAUUCCUGAAAAAAGGAGACUUGGACGCUAAAGAUAACCAACAUUCACCUGAACAAGUUGAUCACGUGUUCCAGAAAAGAAAAUCAAAUGUGGUUAUAUUGGAGGAGGAUUUAGAAUUGGCUGUUCUUGAGGUUGAAAAUGGUGAACCUUUAAAACAGAAGAGUUCUGUGGCAGAGAGACAACAGUUCAUGAAAGCCUUCAAGCAACCUGGGGACAUGCCAAAAUGCACAGGUAAAAAAAGCCUGGGGAAAAAGAAAGAUUCAGAUGAGGUAUUGACACCAGUGGCAUCUGGUUGUGAGAAAAGGCAAGAUUCCGAAAUUGAUGUGGUGGUGCUAAGCACAGAGAAAAAAGACGAAAGCCAACAGAAAAAGAAGUCAGGGGAACAAGUCACUGGUUUGAAAUUAAAGAAAAGGGUGAACAAAGUCAAACCAAAUACUGAUGCAAAUACAGAAACAAAAACACAAGUCAGUGAGAGAAAAACCAAAAAGACGUCAAGCACCCCCACAGAUGAGCAGUCAGAGUCGCCAGCUGUUGGCACUGGUUUAAGGAGGAGUACCAGGUAUUGUAAAUCUGACACAUCCCCAUUAAAGUCACCUGUGCAAGAAACUUCAAAAGUGGAUGCUCCUGUCUUGAUGUCGACACCAAAAGUGAAAACACCUUGUCGAAAAGGUGAUGUGUACAGAGCUGAAGUUAUAACCAUACCAUCUGACACAGAGUCCCCAAUUAGGAUGAGAUUUACAAAGCUUACCAGGAGACGUUAUAAACGCCGUUCAGCAGAAGAUGAGGUGUUUACCCCAAAAAGUAAAAAGGUUUCUGUCCACGCUAAGAAAUUGAUUGAAAAAGCAAAGGCAAUCCAGAAAAAUAUAGCCACGGCUGAGACUCCUAGGAGGCAAUCAUCCAGACACCGACCUGAAAAUAAAUCUGUCUUAGAGGAUCCUGCUAAUAAAAUAGAUAUUACCAAAGAGAGACCCUCGAAAUCAGCAAAGAAAAAAAAUCUCAGGAGCUUAAAUGAUGUGUUGGGAAAGAAGGCUAAAGUUAAGAAUUGUGAUAUUUCUUCUGGGAAAAGGAAAUCUAGUGUUAAAAAUCCUUCCCUCAUCACAGUCAUAGAUGACAGUUCAGAGGUGUCUGAAAGCUCUCAGGACAAUGAACAAUGCAAAGCAAAACGUGAGUUUCUUAUGAGCGGAUUACCGGAUUCCUUGAAGAGGCACAUUUCUAAAACUGCAGCAUUUAUGGAAGCUUACUCCUUGUCAAGUUCCUCCUUCCAGACUGUUGUACACGUACAGCAGAAAGACAGUUGCCCUAUGUGGAAUCUUAAUAUGCCAUCCUGCCCGCGGCUGACACUGCUUGAACACAUUAGUAUUGAUAUUCCCAAUUUGGCGAAGAAUUCUCUCUCUCUUGGCGACUUCACCUCUGCUAGAACUGAGCAAUCGGUCCACUUUAAUUCAAGCUUGGUUACAAGUAGAGCAGUACUCUCAGAUGUGAUCCGCAACUGUCUUUUAGAGGAAAUUUGUGCUUCCGGAGCUCUCUUUCCAGUAAAAAGAUUUCUGCAGCAGUUUCUUAAAAAGCAAAGUGAUCAACUUCAAGAGGCCAGCAAGCAAGUUGACCAGUUACUAGAGAGAAAAUUAGGUGAUGAAGUGAUACUAGUAGAGGAUUCUGAGAGUCCAGAGAAUAUCAGGACUAAGCGGAAAAGGAAAGAGUCUAUUGGCACAAAGUUUAAAAGGAUAAAAUCUGCCAAUACAGAAGAGAGUGAUGACAAGCCUCUGCCCACUCCUGAGGUUCCAAAACAAAGGACAUCCAGGGGCUCACUCUUCAGAACUUCUAAGAAGCAGCUGGAGGAGAGUAAGGCUCAAUCUCCCAUUGAAGAAAAAACCCCAGCAGUCUCUGCAGAUGUGAUCACUGAGGAUGUUCUCUGGACAGAAAAAUACCAACCGCUGAAUUCCACUGAAUUAGUCGGCAAUUCUGGUGCCAUAAAACGGCUACACAGUUGGCUGAAGGAUUGGAAAAUCCGAGCCGAAAAGGAAGAAAAAAGAAGUCGCAUAAAUAAGACGGAAAAGGAUAAAAAUGAUACUUGGGGCCAAAGUGACUUCACUGACAACUCUGAUAGUGAUGACGAUGAAUCCCUCUGUAACACCAUGCUGAUUUGUGGGCCUCCCGGAGUGGGCAAAACAGCUGCAGUUUACGCCUGUGCCCAGGAACUGGGAUUCAAGGUAUUUGAAGUGAACGCCUCUUGUCAGCGCAGUGGAAGACAGAUUUUAACUCAGCUUAAAGAAGCCACACAGUCUCAUCAAGUAGAUCAGCAGGGCGUUAAUGCUCACAAGCCAUGCUUCUUUAACAGUCACGGUACCACGAAGUCUCCAAGAAAAUUUAACUCUCCAAAGCGUGUGAUCUCAUCGCCAAGGAAACCUCCUGGGUCCCCUAGAGGAGCUGGACUACAGAAAGGGUUGGCUCCUAAAUCUUUGGCAAACUACUUUAAGGUUCCUGUGAAGCAGAAAAGUGACAAUUCUAAAACCCAGGAAGUUUCCAGUAAAUCAGAAACAAUAGUUGUGGAGGAGAGUCCAAACAAAACUAAUAAGAAUCAGGUCCCAGCUACAGACAAAGGAAAUGGAUCUGAUGAAUCUCAGCGAAAAACUGCCACCUCCCUUAUUCUCUUCGAAGAGGUAGAUGUUAUAUUUGAUGACGAUUCAGGAUUUUUAAGUGCGAUCAAGACCUUCAUGGCCACAACAAAACGACCUGUAAUUCUCACUACAAGCGAUCAUACAUUUGAUUUGAUGUUCGAUGGAAUUUUUGAAAAAAUUGUAUUCCAUACACCAUCCAUUGCCAAUGUUGCCAGCUAUCUCAGAGUACUCUGCUUGGCUGAAAAUCUCCGGACAGACUCUAAAGACUUAACUACGUUUUUAGCUGCCAAUAGAUGUGACAUUCGACAGAGUGUUCUUCACUUACAGUAUUGGGCUACAAGUGGAGGAGGUGGCUUGCAAGAAAAGCCACUUGCAUUAAGUUGUAAACAAGAUGGGAAUGCUUCUGGGAAGGAUGGAAAAGAUGUUAAUCCUGAUGAUAUCCCAAAAUGUAAUUCUGGCUGUGCAGAGAAUGCAAUAGGUCUUAAUAACAUUAUUUCUCCUGCUGAAGGUUUGAUAUGUUUUGUAAAGAAUAACAUUUCUCACAUCAAAGAACAGAGCAGGAUCAUACAGCUACUCACAGAGUUUCAAACUAAGAGAAUACACUUUAUAGCAAGCAACCUGGAGUUUCUUCUUCCAUUACCGCUUCAUGUCGUGGAGUCAAAAAAACAACCUUUCACAAACAUUUCAGGCCCGGAAUCUUUGGACUUAAAGGCUGAAACUGUGGAUGAGAGUCCAAUAAAAGUAUCUGUGAGGAUGAAGCGCAAGAAACAGCUAUUCCUUCUGAACGAUAGUGAUUUGUUUGACUCGGAGUCUAUAGACGAAGUACUCAAUUUGCCAUCAGAUAAUUUACCGCCUAAGGAAAAUGACCUGCCCACCUGUGGAGCUCCAGUGACUAUUGAACAAAGGAAGCUCACAGAGACUGAAAAGAAACAGUCAGGCUUGGUGCAUCAGUGUCUGGGGUCUGUCGCAGAAUUUGUGGAUAACAUGUCAUUUUUAGAUUGUUUUACUUAUCAUGCGACAGAGCGAGCAGAGUUUCGCCAUUCGCACUGGACGGAAAGCAGAAUUAAAAAUGGGCUUUGUGAUGAGUUGCGGACAGAAAGCAGUGACUGGUGGAGCGGUCACAGCUCUGUGGAGCUUAAAGCCACCUUGGAAGCGCUUUCUUUCCACAAAUGUUACUCUGGCAUUUCAAGAGUCAUUGAUAUUUGCAAAGAAUCUGGAGAAGACCUAAGCAAAGAUUUAACAGUACAGGUAUCCAAAGAGCGUGAGACUGUAUCUUUCGGUCAGCCCUCAAUUUAUUCAGAUGUUGCUGAAAGGCGCCUCUCUGUGGUGAGAAGUAUACUAUCCAGUAAAUCCUUCCUAACGCUGGGUAACAGACAAGCAAAUGUAACUGAAUAUUUGCCUGCCCUUCGUAAUAUAUGCCGAUUCCAAAGAUUGAAGGAACAAGAGAAGACAAAACGAAGGUUUCUUCAUUAUUUCGAAGGAAUUCACCUCGAGUUACCAAAACACACAAUGAGUAGUUUAGCUGCUGACUUUCCAUGAAGUGGAUACACAUGCCAGACUGUUCCCUGCGUGAAUUUAUAAUUGGACACAGACUUCAACAACUACAGACAUUCUUUUCUGGCAUAAUGUUUUUCUUAAGACACAGAUGUGCAAAAGAUUUCAAACCAUGACCAGUUCUAGCAA